CGUCAUCAUGUCCGUUCGAUGGGAAUCACCAGGAAUUGGCCGCCGGCGGCGUUCCGACGAUAGUGAGGAUGAGUGCGAGAUUUCGAUGCUUGCUGAGUCGGCCGCUACGGCAACGAGCGACGAUGGUGAUCAUUCCCGAUCCCGGAACGGUAGUCUUAGUGGGUCUCGUUCUAAACAGGGAGAGGAUGCUCAUCGGGACACUUCCGGUGGUCGGUGUCCAGUGGCAAGGGUGGAUGUUGAUUUGAGUGACGAGGAUGAAUCAACGAUGGAGCACCAGAACGACACCGUUGAGAUAAUGGUGUUGGACGAAGCGAGUGAACGAUUGUUGGGGAAAUGGAACGGAAACGCCAAAGUGAAGAUGUUCAAAUCCAAAAACAACACCUCUCCGAAUGAACCGUCCCCAGUGCCCGACCAUCCCGACCAGGACUGCCCCGGGAUGCACAUUACGCUGAAUCCGUCGUCAAGGGCCACCAGCCCCAGUACCGCGACAGGUGGCAAGCUACCGAAUCUAGCUACUGGCCCAUCGUCACCCACGCCCUCCACCAACCUGCCCCACAACCUAGCGAGUGCCAAGAGCAUCAACAACAACAACAAAAGCAGUAGCAACAGUAAGGCGCACAGCAAACCGAGCGGCAAGGGUGGCGGUAACGGGGACGAUGGUGGUGGCAUAAAGAUGCCUCAGAAAAAGCACAAAAACUCGGACGAGGAGAACGACAUCAUCGGUGAACUGAUUGGAGAUUAUGGCAAGUGGCAGUUCGUCAUGACGUUUUUGCUCUCGCUGUUCCAGGUGCCGAACACGUUCCACAUCUAUUCGCCUACGUUUCAGGCAGCAGAUAAAAGCUUCUGGUGCCGACGGCCAUCACAUCUCGCCGAUGUCCCAAUCGACCGGUGGCGGAACGUGUCGGGUGCGUUGGAAAAUUGCAGGAUGCUGAAUUACGACUGGAAUGCGCUAACGAGCGCCCAACUGUCAAUGAGCAAUUUUUCGCUCCCGAAGAAUCUCACCGAUACGGUAGCGUGCAGCGCCUGGGAGUUUGAUAUACAUGACAAUCUCGGCAACACCUGGUCCUCGGAGUGGAAUCUCGUCUGCGACAAGGAGUACCUCAAGAAUGUGGCCGAAAUGUUUUUCCUGGCGGGCGUUGCAACCGGUGGCAUCACGUCCGGUGUACUGUCCGACAAGUUUGGUCGCAAAAUGAUGCUGUUCAUCUCUGCCGUCCUGCAGUCAAUUUUUGGGCUGGCCCUUUACUUUGCCGAUUCGUUCGAGUUCUAUCUAGUGCUGCGAGCGCUGCUAGGAAUCGUGUCCGUGUCGGUAACGUACGCGGGACUUAUCCUGGCGAUCGAGUACGUCGAUGGGAAGUGGCGAACGAUCGCCGGGAUGUAUAACCUGUUCCCGCUGCCCGUCUCCUACAUUAUGAUCUCCGGAAUUGCGUACCUAACGCAGGACUAUCGAAAUUUGCAGUUGUGCAUUGGGCUCCCGGGAGUAUUUCUGUGCUUAUUAUGGUUUGUCCUGCCAGAAUCACCACGCUGGCUGCUGUGCAAAGGUCGUAUUACCGAGGUGAAGGAAGUCAUCCGGAAGGCGGCAGCGUUCAACAAGCGCCCGUUGCCCGACAAUUUGGACAAACUGCUGAAACCACCGGUGGACGAGGAGGAAACGGCGGCCGGUGUGUGUGAGCUGUUCCGGUCGAAGUAUCUGCGUCUGGUGACAUUUUGCUUCCUGUGCAUUUGGUUCACGAUGAAUCUCGUCUACUACGGUUUGGUGUUGAACAUGAACAGCUUCGGUGGCAACAUUUAUCUCAACUCGGCACUUGCCGGUUUGGUGGAAAUUCCAGCGAUCGCACUGGCGAUGUACAUCAUCAAUCGUACCGGCAAGAAGUGGCUCUUCUGUGCGACCUUCUUCGCCGCCGCACUUGCCUGCCUGUGCGCCGCAAUCGUCGAAGGAAAGCCGGAGCUUUUGGCGAUGAAAAUCACGUUCGUGAUGAUCGGUAAAUUUACCAUCAGUGCCGGAAACACCAUCAUGCCGGUGUACACGGCCGAACUAUAUCCGACCGCAAUACGAAACGUUGGUGUCGGUGCCUGCAACUUGGCAGCCGGUUUUGCCCUCAUCCUUACGCCGUAUCUGUCGAUGCUGACAAAAAUUGAGGAUCAUCUGCUUAUGACGCUGCUGACGGCAUGGUGUAUUUUUGGCGCAAUUGUGAUUAUUUUCCUGCCGGAAGCAAUGCAACAUCACGAGCACGAGGAGCACGAUGAGGACAAGGAAAUCGAUACACAGACAGCUGCUUAAAGCGGG
Anopheles maculipalpis is the source of this 2284-nucleotide messenger RNA. Its product is annotated as organic cation transporter protein. The record is from RefSeq and is a predicted model, not a curated record. Gene Ontology annotation, cellular component: membrane. Bases 8 to 2278 code for a protein of 756 amino acids. Gene Ontology annotation, biological process: transmembrane transport. Lineage: Eukaryota; Metazoa; Arthropoda; Insecta; Diptera; Culicidae. Gene Ontology annotation, molecular function: transmembrane transporter activity. The transcript has 10 exons.